Messenger RNA from Salvia miltiorrhiza (redroot sage), 3222 nucleotides. RefSeq names its product putative UDP-rhamnose:rhamnosyltransferase 1. The coding region runs from base 1671 to 3128 and encodes 485 amino acids. Lineage: Eukaryota; Viridiplantae; Streptophyta; Magnoliopsida; Lamiales; Lamiaceae. Gene Ontology annotation, molecular function: UDP-glycosyltransferase activity. The transcript has a single exon. The record is from RefSeq and is a predicted model, not a curated record.
UGAGUGGUUAUCCCGACGGUUUUUACCUAGUGAUGGGGGUUGUCUAUCACAUUUAUAUUGAUGUAAUUGGCUGUGAACGUGUAGAGGGUAGAGAGUGUGCGCGAGCCUUGAACAUAGAGAUAGGUCCUUGUAAUUUUAUUGUGGGAAUAAAAUUAAAGGUUGGGGCGUGAUGUCUCCGUAAAUCGUUGUGUGUUGUUCAAGGUUGUUCAUGUGAUAUCCGCUGCAUGUGAACUUUGAUUUGUGCACAUUACACUCGAGAGCCUCAUACAUUCUAAGUGUCAAACGAGUGUUGGUGAGGGAAGAAGCUGGUCGGAUUGUGGGAAUUCGACGCUGUACGGGGCAAAAAAUUUGAGAAUGGAAUAAAAUAGAUAUUGUCGAGAGAUAUAUGCACAUAUUUAGAAAUUGUUUGAGGUUAGUUUAUUUUAGGGUAAUUAAGAUAGUUAGUAUAACUUCAAUUAUUUGUGUAGGCAAAAGGUACGGCUUAAGAGAAAGAUGAAAAACGUGGGAUAUACUAUAAUACUAGUACAUUCGUUCGUGCGAUGCACGACGAACAUAGUUUUGCAUCAAAAUUAAACGAUGUAGUAUGUGUAUCAGUUAAGGGAUUAGGGGUUAAUGUCUAAAACCGAAGGUCUUAGGUUCGAGCCCCCUGUGGCGCGGCCUUUAAAUUUCUUUAUUUAAUCAUGUUAAUUUAUCAAAAAUAAAUAAAUUAAAUGAUGUAUCAAAUAAAUAAAAAAUAAAUAUUAAAUAUAGUUAGAAUAUAAGUAAAUGUAAAUUAUUUUUUCUUAAAAAAUAAAAUAAUAUACAUCAAUUACUCAGUAAAGAUCCUUAAUUUUAUUUUAUAAUUUUGAAAAGUAUCGUUUUUAAUUUUCCAUCUAUUUGAUGGAAAACUUUAUUUUCUUCCCUAAAAUUAUAGAAUAAACACAUCAUUCAAAUUAAAAGAAACGAAGAAAUAAUAAAAAAAGAGUUUUCACAUCACAAUAUAUAUUUUUAAAACAUGAACUAAUCAUGCAUAAAAUUAUUUGUUCUAAGUUAGCUCAUUACCUAUGUCAUCUUAUUAGAAAAGUUUCAAUUGAUAAGUAGGAAAAUAAAUUAUAUUAUUAGAAUUUAUUAGAAUACUAAUAAAAGAGUUGAAUAAUUAUUUGAUAUCAAAUCAAAGAUCUUGCAUUUAUCUUUAAUUUAAGAUAUAUGUAGAAUAUUUUUUAUAAAUAAAAUUUAUUUUUUUUUAAAAAAUCAUCAAAAUAUGAAAAAGAGAAUAUGAGAGAGAGAGUAUAAAAAAUUGAAGAAUGUGUAUGAUGAAAAAGAUGAGAGAGGAGAGAGAAAAUAUAUGGGAUUUGUUGAGUUUUAUAAAUAUCAUUUAAUUGAUUCUUUAAUUACAAUUUUGCCACAAAUUGUGUUUUCAUAUAAUAAAUAGAUAAGUAACAAAACAUGGGAUUUUUUUAUUAUUUUUUUAUUAUUAUUAUUUUUUAUAUAAACAAUGGGAAUAAAAAUCACUAACCGACACUCCCAAUGAAACAAUGGGAUUUUUUUUUUGGAUAAACAUUGGUUCACAACCUCAAAUUAAUGUCACUCUCCCACCAAUAUUACACAAUCUGACAACACACACACCAAUAAUACACAAUCUGACAACACACACACAGAGUGAUCAAAAGUGUUGAAAUUAAAGAGUUGAUAUGAAUAAGGAUGGAAGAAGAAUGAGUGAAGAAAAUGAGGUUCAUGUUGUGAUGCUGCCAUGGCUGGCAUUUGGUCACAUGAUCCCAUUCUUGGAUCUCUCUAUUGCCUUAGCCAAAUUUGGCAUUCAUGUCUCCUACAUCUCUACUCCCCAAAACAUUCCAAGACUCCCCCAAAUCCCACCAAAUCUCUCACAAUUCAUCGAAUUCGUGCCCCUUCCUCUCCCCAGCCUCGACUCCGAUCCCCUACCGGAGAACGCUGAAGCCACGACCGACAUCCCAGCAGAGAGAAUGGAUGAUCUGAAGAUUGCUUGUGAUCUCCUCCAAGAACCUAUCAAGAAUGUGAUAGCUGAGAAAUCUCCAAGCUGGAUAAUGGUUGAUUUCUUUCACCACUGGGCAGUUGACAUCGCGCAAGAACUGGACAUCCCAUUAAUAUUUUUCUCCAUCUCAACUGCUAGCACAUUGGUCUUCUUCUGGUCGCCGGAGUUUCUGGCUGGCGAGGGGCGGAGGCAGGCGAGGCCGUCACCGGCCAACAUGAUGGCCCCUCCGGAUUGGGUGGAUUUCCCAUCGCAGGUAGCUUGCAGGAAUGAUCAUGAAGCUGUAGUCAUGCAUAAUCAAUUGUACAGGGCAGGAGCAUCUGGAAUAGAAGAUGCGGCACGGCUGGCUAAGUUAAUCCAAGGCAGCCAUGCUUUGGCCCUUCGUAGUUGCGUGGAGCUCGAAGGCGAUUACCUAAAAGUCUACUCUAAUAUCACCGGAAAGCCAGUGUUUCCGGUGGGAUGCCUUCCACCUGCAGAGAAGGAGGAGGAGGAGAAGAGGGUUGUGGCAGAAGAGCCAUGGAGUAAAAUCUUUGAUUGGCUCGACAAACAGGAGCCAACUUCCGUUAUAUUUGUAGGGUUUGGGAGCGAGUACAAACUGCAGAGAGAAGAGAUCCAUGAGAUAGCGUAUGGGAUUGAGCUUUCCGGGCUUCCCUUCCUGUUCGUGGUAAGGAAGCCCGACUGGGCAGGUGAUGUAGAUGAUCAGAUACUGCCGCCCGGGUUUGAGGCCCGGGUGGCGGGGCGGGGAGUGGUGCAGGUAGGAUGGGCACCCCAGAGGGAGAUUCUUGCCCAUCCUUCCAUAGGAGCUUCAUUGUUUCAUGCAGGAUGGACUUCUGUUGUGGAAGCUAUGGUUCAUGGCCACCGCCUAGUGCUGUUGCCCUUCAUUAUCGCGCAGCCGUUGGAUUCGAGGCUUCUGGUUGAGAAGGGAUUAGCGGUAGAGGUUGAAAGAGGUGAAGAUGGAUCCUUUACUAGAAAUGGCAUUGCAAAUGCGUUGACAAAAGCCAUGGUAUCUAAGGAAGGUGAAACACUAAGAGCUCGAAAUAAAGAAGCUGCAAAAGAGAUUUUCGCAAAUAAACAACUGAACAAUGAUUACAUCAAGAAGUUUGCAGAGUAUCUGAAAAAUGGAAUAAAAGAAAAUAAGUUAUAAGCUCUUUUGCUGAGUGCUAGCAUUAUGUAUGUACCUAUGUAUGUAUCUUUUUGCUACUAUAAGGGUGAUUAAUAAACUAUGUAUUUUGUGAACU